AUGGACCCCUACGAUAGCGAUUCCUCGGGUCUGGAUGAUGAAGCUCGUGGAGAGUAUACCACAACGUCAGUACUGUUGGGAUAUGUGGAAGAAGAAGCUACGGACGAUGCGAUCAGUCACCUAGGCGGUUUACCAACAUGGCUCGACCCCUCAACCCCGCCCCCAGGCAAUUUCGCCAAAUGCAAGUCCUGCAAUGACCCCAUGCCGCUGCUGUUGCAGCUGCAUGCUGAUUUACCAGAGCAUUUCCCAAAUGAUGAAAGAUGGCUCUAUAUCUUCGGGUGCACGAGACGGACAUGCAGCAGGAAACAAGGCAGCAUCCGUGCACUUCGAGGGGUGCGGAAACAUAAGAUCGCCAGCGGGAGUAAGAAGAAGGGGAAGGAGCAAGAGAAGAAAGAGAAGAACGCUCAAAUACCCGGGCCACCAGCGCCGAAACAGGAUAUUGGAUCCAGUCUGUUCGGCGUUGCGCCCGGCGCUGGCCAGGGGAUAUCCGCAAACGCGAACCCUUUCUCGACCACCUCCAGCUCCCCCGCACCGCCAGCCAAUCCUUUUGCACAGAUAUUCUCGCCAUCGACACUUGCCGCUCUCCCUCCCCAAAAGCCCGUCGAUGACGAAGACGAAGACGACGACGCCAACAACAAGCAAGAUUCGCUAAAAAGGGACAACCUCCCGCAAUCCUUCGCAGAAAAAGUACGACUAUCACCAUCCUCAAGCGCUCAGCAACCCCCACAGGCCAUGGGUCCCGUCGAGCCGUGGCCCGCCGAGUCUUCAUUUCCGGCGCCUUAUCCACAGUACUUCCUGGAUGCAGAAUACGAAACCUUAUCCCGCCCUUCGACGCCCAACGUUCCUACGAACGUCCAGGUAUCCAGCCUCGAAGACGAGGAGGGGCCGUCGUUGUCGUCGUCGUCUGCCGCUGCAGAGGGGAAGGACACCUUCGAGUCAUCGCUGGACAAGUCUUUUCUCAAGUUUUCCACGCGAUUGGACCAUAAUCCCGAACAAGUGCUGCGGUACGAGUUCCGUGGCACACCGCUUCUCUAUUCCACCACGGACCCGGUGGGGAAGCUGCUCGCUCCGCCGGCGGCGGCGGCGGCGGUCCAGGCGACGUCACACGUCAAGGUGGCGUCUUCGCCUUUGGCUUCGGGAGUGUCGUCGAGGCUGCCGCGGUGUGGGGCGUGUGGCCGUGAACGGGUGUUUGAGGUGCAGCUUGUGCCCUAUGCGAUCAGUGUUUUGGAAGAAGGGCGGGAGGGGAUUGGGAUUGGGAAGGAUGAAGGUGGGAUGGAAUGGGGCACGGUGAUUGUUGGUGUGUGCGCCGCGAAUUGUGGGCUGGAUAGGGAAGGGGAGCUGGGAUGGAGAGAGGAGUGGGUGGGCGUGCAGUGGGAGGAGAGGGUUGGGGGGAAGUAG
Messenger RNA from Ophidiomyces ophidiicola, 1398 nucleotides. RefSeq lists its product as uncharacterized. Gene Ontology annotation, cellular component: cytoplasm. The transcript is spliced from 2 exons. The record is from RefSeq and is a predicted model, not a curated record. Bases 1 to 1398 code for a protein of 465 amino acids. NCBI's taxonomy places the organism in Eukaryota, Fungi, Ascomycota, Eurotiomycetes, Onygenales, Onygenaceae. Gene Ontology annotation, biological process: maturation of SSU-rRNA.